AUGAAAAGUAGUGAUACAGAUAUUGAAAUUGAAAACAAUAUUAUUUUUACCAACAACGAAAAUGAUAUUGAAGGACCUUUAACCGACAGUAAUAAUAUGAAUUCUCGUAUUAAUAAACGUUUAACAUAUUUACCUGGUAAUUUAAGAUUUAAUGGUGUAACUCCAAGUGGUAAACCAAGACUCUUUGUUUGUAAAAUUUGCACAAGAGCUUUUGCUAGACAGGAACAUUUAGAUAGACAUGAAAGAUCUCAUACUAAUGAAAAACCUUAUAAUUGUGGAAUCUGCAAUAAAAAAUUUAGUAGAAGAGAUUUAUUAUUAAGACAUGCUCAAAAGCUUCAUGGUGGGAAUUGUGGUGAUAAUAUUAAAAAAAGAGUCAUUAAAAGGAAAAGUAUUGUGGUAAAUAAUAAUAAUAAAACGGAUAAUUCAUUUGAAGAUAGUGAUAAAAGAAGAAAUUCAAAAUCUGUUGGGAAAUUAUCAAUAAAUCAAAGAAGAAAAAGUGAACAAAUUGGUAAUGAAAGUAUUAAUGCUAAUAAUAAUACUAAUAAUGAAACUAAUGGAAGGAAGAAAUCUAUCGUUACAAGUUUAUUAAAUAAUGUAACUUUAGAAUCACCAGAGAGACCAACUUCUUCUUCGACAAAUUCAACAGAUUCUUAUUCAACUUCAACUUUAUCUUCGCCAUUUGCUAUUGAAAUUACAGCAAGGACAACACCAUUUAGUAAUUCUCCAACAAAUACAUUUUCUUUAUUUCCUCCAUCAACUGCAGGAGGACAAUCUUCUAACAAUUCUUCUUCUUCAAGACCAAUUUUUAAAGAACCUAGUUAUUUGACUCCCACUGGCUGUAGAAAUAGAAGGAAAAAUUCAAGAAAUUCAACAAGUAGCAACAGUAACAAUAAUAAUAAUAAUAAUAAUAAUAAUAAUAAUAAUAAGAUAGCAAGUUCUAGUUUAAACCAAGGUACGGCUACUUCCCCUACUGAACAGAUAGGUAAAAAAAAUAAGAACAAAAAAAAUAAAAAAUCUAUAAAGAUGAAACCACAUCCUUUAGCAAGAAGAGCAUCCUUUAGUGCUUUAUCUGCAGAAAAUUACGCUGCUCCUCUAUUCAAUACCGAUGAAUAUCAAUAUGAGCGUGUUCAAUUUUCAACACCUGAUCUUUUACCAAUCGAUUUUAGAUCAUUUUGGAAUCAAACUUUAAUAAAUGAUGAUGUUAAUGUACUAAAUUUGAAUGAUACUAUAGGAACACCAAUUACAAACUUGAGUAAUAUACAGGAAGUUCCACCUGAGUUUUGUUUAACUGAUGCAGUAGAUUAUAUUAAUAAUAACGAUAUUGCAACUCAAGGUUCAUUUUCUUCUUCUUCUGAUACUACAUCUGAAUCGAGAUCGGAGGAUAUAAAUUCUAGGUCAUCACAACAAUUAAAUUUUAGAUCAUUGAAUUCAGCCGUACGCUCCCCCACAUUCGCUUUGGGAUCUGCUCUCUCUGGUCCUUCUAUGGAAGAUACCUCCAUGGGACCAACAGAUCCUUUGGCAGUAUUGCAACAUAGAAGCUCUAUAAGUUCAAUGAAUCAAAAUCCAGAUGAUGAAAACGUGAACGCCAUUGGUAAUGGAUCUCCAAGAGAUGUUAUUGAUAUUCUCAUGUCAAUUAGUACACCGGUUCCACCAAGGGAUCCUCUUGAGCAGGAUCCAAUUUAUACUAAUGCAACAGAAUUUAUGAAUAUAAACGCUAAUGAUAAUAUGAGUUUAAUCGAUUCAAACAAUAUUUUCUCAGAUUUUACAAAUUUGGCAGAUGGUACUGAUGGUAGUAGAACCACCAGUAGUAAUACUACUCUAAGUGACCCACUGAGUAUAAUAAAAAAUCUACAUGAUGAUCCCUCGGGUAAUAGGAUUAUUGGUCCUCCUAUGGAUAUCCUUGAGGAUAAUGGUUAUACGUUUUAUGGUUUGGAUAGUCUAAAUGUUGCUAGUAUCUCCAAUGCUACCGAACCUGCUACUUCAAAUGGAUUAGAUCAAUCAGAACGUGAACCAAUUACAUGUACUUUAUUCACAGAAACUAUUCGUGAUUAUUGUUACCAGGUAUUAGAUUAUUAUACUAUCCAUUGGGAUGACAAGACUCAAGUAACUUUCAGUCUUCAAUCUUCAACGAAAUCAGAUCCAUUAACCCUUCCAAGUGUUAAUGAAAUGAAUACUUACUUGAUGGUAUUUGAAACUCAUUUCUUAAGGCAUUAUCCAUUUAUUCAUCCAAGUGUAUUACGUCUGGAUUUUAUAUCUUUCCAAAAAUACCUCCAGGAAGAUGAGUCAUUAACUAUGGACCAAGUUAACAAAUUAAAGCGUCAAAAGAGUAGUUUAUUUGCUGCCAGAUCUGUUUGUUUGCCAUUGUUGAUGGCUACAUUUGGUUCUUUGUUUAAGAAUGGUUAUAAUCAUAACACAUUGAAUUUGUUUGAAAUUAGUAGAAGAGCUAUCCAAGUUUAUCUGGAAUGUAAAAAGAGAGAUUGUCAGGUUGAAAGAGUUAAAUUAAAUACAAGUGAAGAUAAAACCUCUUCUGAUCCGACCCAAAAUACAUGGUUAAUUCAAGUUUUAAUUCUAAACAUCAUUUUUGGUUUCUUUGCUGACGAAUCGCAUCACAUGAAUGAUCAAAUAGUUAAAAGACAGGUAUCUGCAGUAUGUUCAAUCAUUAAAAAGAAUGUUUUAAAAUUAGUCUACGUCGGUUAUUCCAGUUCUAGCAAUCAAAGAUUUAAAUUUAGGUCUCAAUCUGAAUAUAUCUUAUUCGAAACUAAGAUUAGAUGUGUUCUGCUGAUCUAUAGAUAUUGUCAAUACUUGAAGAUUUUUUACCACAUUGAAUCCAACACGUUUCUACUUGAGAAGGAAAUCGAACAGUUAUGUAUCCCAGAUAGAGAAAAUAAAUGGCUAUCGCAUUCAUUGUUAACCACAGACAAUACAAAUGUUAAUAGGGUUAGUGAAAUGACACCCCCAAUUGAGAAACAAAACUCUGUUCCAUUCAUAUUUUUUUAUCAUAGUUUCUCAUUUAAUGAAAGAGGUCUGCAUGCAAUCCCUGAAGAUUUGGCAGGUUCAAUGUUAUAUUACGAAUAUAACACAAGAAAAUCCUCUUCAUUCCAUAUCUUUUUGACAAGGAUAGACACCAAAAAAUUAGAACUAAACUUACCUCAUUUGAAGUUGAAUACUAAUGGUUACAAAUUAACUAAUAAGAAUAUUACUAACUAUGAUAGAACAAUAGAUAAUCCUAAUGAUUUAAGUCAUGAUAUGGUAGUAGACUCAGAAACUUUGGUUUUAGAUGGUAUCCUAUUAAAAAAUUGUUUGAUGGUAAUGCAGUUUUUUGAAGUCGUUUCUUCAAAUUCAAAAAUAAAUAUUUCCACCAGUAAUAUCAAUACCAUAUAUGAUUCAUUCUUAAAUUCGGAAAAUUUAAAUCUUUUGAAAGGUGGUUCAUCUACAUUACUAACCGAUUUCUUAGUGGCUUUAAAUUUUUCAAUUCAAAAUAUUUCAAGAUUGUCGGUUUUCGAUAGUGUAACUAAUCAUGUAGAACUGGAUGAGGAAUUAUUUUCCAUUUUCAAUUUUAAAGGAAUUUAUUAUAAUUUUUUGGUUAUUAUUAAAUUCAUUCUAGACUUUGAAGAAACUCCUAAUUUCAAACUUCUCUCAAUUUUUCAUGAAUUAGAUAAACUAGCGUCACAGAUUUUAGUUCCAAAAUUAGCUGCAAUUUAUCCUAAAGAAUUUAAAAGAUUUGAAGAGCUGAAUCUAUCUAUUGAUGGAUUUGGCGAACAGACAACCAUGGCUAAUAAAACAACUUCUAAAAUGGUGAACGUUGUUAGAAUUUCUGAGAUCAUUAACGACGUCAUUGUUCAUUCAUUUAACGACGCCUCUUUCCUAAAUAUGACCGACCAAACCAAUAAUGAGUUUUUGUUCGAACAUUCACAAAGUUCCAAAACUUUAUUUGACUUUGGAAAAUUAUCGAACGAAAAAAUGAAUAAAUCCAGCAACAAUGAUAAUUUAAAUGGUGUAAACAGUAUGGAAUUUCCAGUAGAUCAAAAUAUGGAUGGAUCUUUCUUACAGAAUAAUCAUCCUGAAGUGGACGGGAAGAAGCAAAGUUUCGCCAUUAGAUACCAUUUGUCGCUAAAGUAUGCGAUUAUUGCAAAAUGUUUAUUUGCAAGUAUAAUUGAAUCGCAUAUCGAAUAUAGUUUAUUAACUAAGAUGAUAAACGAUUUUGCUUCUUUAGAAAAAAUUUUGACUCUCAAAAUUAACGAGACAAUUUUGUCAAAAUUUCAUAUUGCUUCUUAA
Maudiozyma barnettii is the source of this 4275-nucleotide messenger RNA. RefSeq names its product DNA-binding transcription factor ADR1 (gene ADR1). Gene Ontology annotation, cellular component: chromatin. Gene Ontology annotation, molecular function: DNA-binding transcription factor activity, RNA polymerase II-specific; RNA polymerase II cis-regulatory region sequence-specific DNA binding. The transcript has a single exon. Bases 1 to 4275 code for a protein of 1424 amino acids. The record is from RefSeq and is a predicted model, not a curated record. Gene Ontology annotation, biological process: regulation of transcription by RNA polymerase II. NCBI's taxonomy places the organism in Eukaryota, Fungi, Ascomycota, Saccharomycetes, Saccharomycetales, Saccharomycetaceae.